Messenger RNA from Cebus imitator (Panamanian white-faced capuchin), 2799 nucleotides. It is a transcript of the gene RPE65, whose product is annotated as retinoid isomerohydrolase RPE65. The record is from RefSeq and is a predicted model, not a curated record. Gene Ontology annotation, biological process: retinal metabolic process; zeaxanthin biosynthetic process. Gene Ontology annotation, molecular function: all-trans-retinyl-ester hydrolase, 11-cis retinol forming activity; beta-carotene 15,15'-dioxygenase activity; retinol isomerase activity. Bases 250 to 1851 code for a protein of 533 amino acids. The transcript is spliced from 14 exons. NCBI's taxonomy places the organism in Eukaryota, Metazoa, Chordata, Mammalia, Primates, Cebidae.
GAGGUCUCUGGAAAACAGCCAGACAACUGUUAUGGGAACAGCAAGCCCAAAUAAAGCUCAAGCAUCAGGAGGAUCUGAGAGCUGAAAGCAACUUCUGUUCCCCCUCCCUCAGCUGAAGGGGUGGGGAAGGGCUCCCAAAGCCAUAACCCCUUGUAUGGGAUUUAGAAGGCAUAAAAAGGCCCCUGGCUGAGAACUUGCUUCUUCAUUCUGCAUUUGGUGCCAGAACUCUGGAUCCUGAACUGGAAGAAAAUGUCUAUCCAGGUCGAGCAUCCUGCCGGUGGUUACAAAAAACUGUUUGAAACUGUGGAGGAACUGUCCUCGCCGCUCACAGCUCAUGUAACAGGCAGGAUCCCCCUCUGGCUCACUGGCAGUCUCCUUCGAUGUGGGCCAGGACUCUUUGAAGUUGGAUCUGAGCCAUUUUACCACCUGUUUGAUGGGCAAGCCCUCCUGCACAAGUUUGACUUUAAAGAAGGACACGUCACAUACCACAGAAGGUUCAUCCGCACCGAUGCUUACGUACGGGCAAUGACUGAGAAAAGGAUCGUCAUAACAGAAUUUGGCACCUGUGCUUUCCCAGAUCCCUGCAAGAAUAUAUUUUCCAGGUUUUUUUCCUACUUUCGAGGAGUGGAGGUUACCGACAAUGCCCUUGUUAAUGUCUACCCAGUGGGGGAAGAUUACUACGCCUGCACAGAGACCAACUUUAUUACGAAGAUUAAUCCAGAGACCUUGGAGACAAUUAAGCAGGUUGAUCUUUGCAACUAUGUCUCCGUCAAUGGAGCCACUGCUCACCCCCACAUUGAAAAUGAUGGAACCGUUUACAACAUUGGUAAUUGCUUUGGAAAGAAUUUUUCAAUUGCCUACAACAUUGUAAAGAUCCCUCCACUGCAAGCAGACAAGGAAGAUCCAAUAAGCAAGUCAGAGAUCGUUGUACAAUUCCCCUGCAGUGACCGAUUCAAGCCAUCUUACGUUCAUAGCUUUGGUCUGACUCCCAACUACAUCGUUUUUGUGGAGACACCAGUCAAAAUUAACCUGUUCAAGUUCCUUUCUUCAUGGAGUCUUUGGGGAGCCAACUACAUGGAUUGCUUUGAGUCCAAUGAAACCAUGGGGGUUUGGCUUCAUAUUGCUGACAAAAAAAGGAAAAAGUACCUCAAUAAUAAAUAUAGGACUUCUCCCUUCAACCUCUUCCAUCACAUCAACACCUAUGAAGACAAUGGGUUUCUGAUUGUGGAUCUCUGCUGCUGGAAAGGAUUUGAGUUUGUUUAUAAUUACUUAUAUUUAGCCAAUUUACGUGAGAACUGGGAAGAGGUGAAAAAAAAUGCCAGAAAGGCUCCUCAGCCUGAAGUUAGGAGAUAUGUGCUUCCUUUGAAUAUUGACAAGGCUGACACAGGCAAGAAUUUAGUCACACUCCCCAAUACAACUGCCACUGCAAUUCUGUGCAGUGACGAGACGAUCUGGCUGGAGCCUGAGGUUCUGUUUUCAGGGCCUCGCCAAGCAUUUGAGUUUCCUCAAAUCAAUUACCAGAAGUAUUGUGGGAAACCUUACACAUAUGCAUAUGGACUUGGCUUGAAUCACUUUGUUCCAGAUAGGCUCUGUAAGCUGAAUGUCAAAACUAAAGAAACUUGGGUUUGGCAAGAGCCUGAUUCAUAUCCAUCAGAACCCAUCUUUGUUUCUCACCCAGAUGCCUUGGAAGAAGAUGACGGUGUAGUUCUAAGUGUGGUGGUGAGCCCAGGGGCAGGACAAAAGCCUGCUUAUCUCCUGAUUCUGAAUGCCAAGGAUUUGAGUGAAGUUGCCCGGGCUGAAGUGGAGAUUAACAUCCCUGUCACCUUUCACGGACUGUUCAAAAAAUCUUGAGUGUAUUCUAGCGAGAUUUGUUUUUGGUAUCAAAACCAUGAAAAUUAGCUUCAGGUCUGCAAUCAAGUUCUCUUCUGUUUUAGCCUGAUAUGUCAUGGUGUUAACUUGCAGAUGCACACAAUUUUGCAGUGUUUAACAGAAAGCACUGAGUUGAGCAAGCAAUUCCUUUAUAAAAAAAAAAAAUAAGUACAUAUUUAGAUAAUCAUACUUCCUCUGUGAGACAGGCCAUAACUGAAAAACUCUUAAAUAUUUAGCAAUCAAAUAGGAAAUGAAUGUGAACUUACUAAACUGCUUUUUAUUCCCAUUAUAAGAGCAUAUUUUAGGUACCUGUCUGCUCCAGUUAUAUUUUUAACAUUUAAAAACCAAAGUCCUCUACACUGGAUUUAUAUUAUAUGUGGCUUUGCUGAGUCAAGGCAGUAUCACGCAAUAAGGCUUAAUUACUAAAUGUCAAACCAAACUUUUUCUCAAGCCAGAGACUAUCAUCUAAGAGUAAUUACAGUAAUUAUUUUGCAUAUAUGUAACUGCUCAAAGAUUAUGAAGCUCAUGAAUAUUAACCUUUCCACUUAUUACAAGCAAUUAUUAUUAUUUCUGAUUUUAUAAUAAGAUUGGUGUCUAAUCAAUUGAGGCCUCUCAACCAAAUAACAUCUUAGAGAUUAAGUUAUAUAUUAAAAGCUUAUGUAACAUAAAAGCAAGUACAUAUAGUAGUGACUAUAUUAAAAAAACAUAAGAGGAAAUACUUACAAAUGCAACAUUUACUUAAAAUCAGAUUGUGAGAUAAUUUGGGGGGAUUCUACUUUAUUGCCUCUUUUUGGUUUAAAUAUAUUUAAGCAUUGUGCAAUCACUUGGGGAAAAAUAUUAAAUUAUUAACAUUCAGGUAUUAAUACAUUUUAAGUACUUUUUUAAAAAAUUCAUUUUGUUCUAGAGAUUAUUUUAAAAUAAAUAUUGACA